Molecule: messenger RNA, 923 nt
Organism: Sesamum indicum (sesame)
Lineage: Eukaryota; Viridiplantae; Streptophyta; Magnoliopsida; Lamiales; Pedaliaceae
Source: RefSeq, a predicted model, not a curated record
CAGACAUGAAUCAUUUUUAAACUUUUGAUCCACCAAGGAACUCCCUCAAUGAACUACCCAUCCAACCAAGCAUACAUACCUAACACAUUUUUCCUUACCAAAAGUCUUCCAUCCCACGACUAUUUAUACAUACCAAACAUCCAUACCUAUUUCAAAUAUCCACGCACAACAAAACUUCCCAAAACAUGUCGUCCCUUAGACAAAGAUCAUCCACUACUCCGGUCGACAACGAUGUCGACUUGCUACCACCACCCCCACCGCCGCCACGGCCUUCACAAAGCGCUCUCUCUCAAGCCUUAGAGAGCUCGGCCCACCUAGCCAACCUCCUCCCUACCGGCACCCUAUUGGCGUUUCAACUCCUAAUGCCUAUCUUCACCAACAACGGUGUGUGCGACAUGGCCACACGUCCGAUGACGUUGGGUUUGUUGUUCGUGCUAGCUCUUUCUUGCUUUCUAGCGUCGUUCACCGACAGCAUCAAGGCCUCGGACGGCCAAGUCUAUUAUGGUUUCGCUACGUUUAGAGGGAUGUGGCUGUUUGAUUACUUGAAUGCAGAGAGCUCAGGGCUGCCGGCCGAGCUGAGCAAGUACCGGUUGGGUUUCAUUGACUUCGUCCAUGCGGUGCUGUCCGUGCUUGUGUUCGCUGCUGUGGCGUUGAGGGACAAGAAUGUGGUGAGCUGCUUGUAUCCGAGUCCAGGGCAUGAGGUUCAGGAGGUGUUGGACAUUGUUCCUAUUGGAAUUGGGCUGAUUUCGAGUCUGAUGUUUGUGAUAUUUCCGACCAAAAGGCAUGGUAUUGGGUACCCGGUUACACGGGACCGAUGAUUUUUCCUUCUUGAUAUGGUGUUUGAUUCAUCGUGUAUUGGUAAUUUGAUGUAUGUUGAAUUUUUUAUGUUGUUGUUGUCUGAAUUAUGUUGAAUGUUAAUUAAG